ACUUUCGUUUCUUUGGAAAACAAAAGAGCUGGGUUGGGACUUGGGGGGAAAGAACUUCCGCAAGACCGCAGAAAUAGUCGACAAGCUCGCGCCGAGAUGACAGCAAAAGUGGCAAAUUUUAUCAAUCAGACUUUAUGUGACAACCAAGGCAGUUUGGACUUUGGAGUCCUGACUCGGAGACUGGAGCAAAACUUUACUGUUUCGCCGUCAAUUCUUCAACAGGUUUUUAGGGAUGAAGCCAGGAUUGCAGUGCAAAACGGCGUCCUUGCCGUCGCUGUUGGUCAAAUAUUAAGCCAAGACAGCGUGAUUGUGGCCAAAACAUCGCUACGGAUCUGCUCGAAGAAACCUGGCGAGUGUACUCAAUGUGAGAGUUUGCACUUGUGCAAGUUUUAUGUUUUGGGGACCUGCGUGUUUGGAGCGAAGUGUAAACGACCACACCUUUUGACUUGGCCACACAAUGCAGAACUGUUGAGGAAAUUUGACUUGCAGCACCUUUCAGAAAAACAACUGUUCCAGCUGUUAAUACAGAAUGACCCUUACCUUCUCCCUGAGAUAUGCUCAUACUACAAUAGGGGCGAGGGUGAAAGCGGUUUGUGCAAAUUCACUUCUGGGUGCCUCAAGCUUCACAUCUGCAAGGCCCAUUUCACCACAGGAGUCUGUAAACAAGGCUCGUCGUGUUCCAGAAACCACGGUUUUGAUGCAAUGACGCACAAGAGUUUUGAAAAAUUCAGUCCAGAGAUGAUCAAGAGUCUUCCAAAAGUCUACAAAAAUAAAUACAUCAUCGAGAAUCAUUGGAACGGCCCUGCUGCUGCUGCUGCUGGUGCUGCUGCUCCUGCUCCUGUGGUGAGACGUCCCGCUGGGUCAAUGGGUGCAACUAACCCAGUGAGUGAUUCUGAAACAAAAGAAAUCUGCCUAUACUUCAUCAAAAAAUUCUGCGCCUAUAAAGAGAAAUGUGUUCGUGUCCACUGGAGCUUACCUUACAGAUGGCAGGUUUUGGACAAGGACGGCUUGACCUGGAAAGACUUGACUGACAUGGAGGAGAUUGAAAAGGCCUACUGUGACCCAACAAAAGACUCAAGCUCCGCAGGCCAGCCCUUGAGUCUAACCGAGUUUAUAAGAUUAAAAAUCUUUGACUUUGCAGGCCAGUCUCGGGCAAGCGAAGUUGACUUCAUGUCGAUGACUUGCAACGGCUCUCCCGUGCGUCGCCUGUCCACAGCCUCCUCUGUGAUGAAGGCCCGUCACUUCAUUCUGACAACACAGUGGCUCUGGUACUGGCAGGAAGACAUCGGCAAAUGGCAUGAGUUUGGUCAGAGCCAGGUUAACAUGCCGACAGCUCCCACGUCUGAAGCGCUGGAGAAUGCUUACUUGGUAGACCAGAAGACGGAAAUAACUUUCACAACGGGCGGACAUCAGUAUGUGCUCUACUUCAAAAAUGAAGCGGGAACUCCACUGAUGUAUCAGCAAAAUAUAAAAUAUUCCACCAAGCGAGAGGUCCGAAGAAGGCCUCGCUUUGUGUCCUCCAAUGAAGUGGAGGUCAUGCGGAACAGCCCCAGAGUUGUCACAGCGGAAUGCCCUCCCCAUUGGGACAAGACUGCCCUGCCUGACAUUGGAUACAAGUUUGUGGAUCUUCCCAAAUCUACAGAGUACAACAGGAUUGAAAGUUUGUUCAAAGCAACGAUGCCAAAGAGUAGGAUCCAGAGUGUCAAGAGGAUCCAGAACCCUUCUCUGUGGACACGCUUUCAGUUGCAGAGAGACCAAAUGAAGAAGAGGAAUGGGGGGAAACCUGUAAUUGAGGAGUACUUGUUCCACGGGACAAACGAGAACUUGAUCGAAGCCAUCUGUGAACAAAACUUUGACUGGAGGAUGAACGGCAGCCACGGCACCGCCUUCGGCAAAGUCAGGGGACUCCUACAGUGAUGGGGAACAUGUGAUGAAUGGCCAAAUCUUCAGCAUGAAUACGAACAACAAGCAAGGAAACAAGCUUACAUGUUUGCUGAAGAAGUCAUCCACCUCCUCCUGGACUCGGCACUGACACUCCGGAUGGAUUGCCAGCAGGUAGCAGGUGAAGCCCAACGUGUUGCUGCUAGUCUCGUGGCCAGCCAGCAGGAAGACAAAAGCUUGGCCGACAAUUUCAUCUUCUGUUAUCACUUUUUUUGACGGACGUCGGGUGGAUGACUCUGGAAGGGGGAGACUAGACUCUGGACUAUCUGACUCAGCACUGUGGCUUGCUGCAUCAGAGUGUUCCAAAGACACCGCAGCCUCCUUGCUGCUGCGUGCAUCCAACAUCAGCUGAAGGAAAUCUCGCCGCCUCUACAUAUAGAUUCAUUCAACAACAACAAAAAAUACUCAAAAAUUUUGUUCUAUAAUGGUGAGAGUUCGUUUUAGAAAAUCUUCCCAGACCUGGUCAGGAGGUUGCUCCUCCCUCCGUCUAAUGAUUCCCCGAAUACUGUUGAUGAAGAAGUUGUUCAUUUGGUGGCGACGUUUGUUAGGAAUGAUUCCCACCAGUGGAGCCAUAAUGUGUGGAAAAGCAACUGCACAAAUUAAUAAAUUACAAACAUUUGAAAUGUUAAGUUUCCCAUACUGGUUGGAGGGAAAAUUAUAAUUGCCAAAUGAAGAGUUUAAUGCCUAGUGUGCAGAUUUGUUUGCCCAUAGGUCACCAACUAAUAGCAUCUUGUGAUGGAGGUUUAUUUUUGUAUAAUUAACUCCCAAAUACAAUUAGUAAAGUACCAUGGGUCCAUAUUGUGUACUGCACAUGCUCUGGUCCUUUUUUUGCUUCACCGCGAUCUUGUGGCAUAUAAAUGUUCUUACAACCCCUUUUAGGAGGGGUGUCAAUUAGUUGUGAAUUUUUACUAUUCGCAGUAGCGGUUGGUCCUGUGAUAUAUUGCAGAUAUCUAUACCUUGUUGGAACAAAUUUGAACAAUGUCUCAGUACACACACGUGUUCUCUUAAUGUCAUAAUCACAUGAUAAAACAGAAUUUCCUUACGGAAACAAAGCAUGAAGGGCCUGAAGAAAGAAAAGGAGAAGAACAUCUGAGCGUGACGGACAAAUGGGUCGUCUGGGUUGUUUUGAGAGUCCACCUGAGUUGCAAACGCCACGCUGCCGAUUACAUCCAUAGUGUAGCAGCCAAAACACCUGGUAUGGAAAGUGGAGAGAAAUUGCAUUUUAUUUUCUGAAUUGCCCGUCUUCUCAUGUGUAUGAGAUUUGCAUCCAUCUACCCAUGAAUGUCAAAGGGUUCCCCUGACUCAGCAUAGACGUCCAGGUUUUUCAUUAGGCCAGUUGUGGCUGUUUGGAUGAGUGGAACCAUCUACCGUAACAAACAAGACUUACUAUAACUCAUAACAAAUUUUCACAACAACUAACAAACAUUUUUGGCCAUGCACUAAGUCAGCCAAGAUGUGUAUCUUGAUUAGAUUUACAAAUGCGUUUUACUUUUUUCUUCCCUGUGGUAUCACCUUGUAUUCAAAAUCUUCAUUUGAACCUUACCUCUUUCAUUUUGGCAGCACUGAAGGACGGAGUCAAUAUACUGCGGACUCUUUUCCACUGCUCAUUCUUUAACAUGAGCAGACAAUCGCUCAUAGGUUUGUUGGCAAAGCGAUUAGUCUGUAAUGAAGGGUACAACAUUUGAUCAAUUACGUUGACUGACUAACUUCUCAGUGGCAUCAGCACUUAACACACAAAGUACACUCAUUUACCAGACACUAUAUCAUGUUCCUCACAAUCAAAUAAGAUUUGGCUCUCAGUGUGAUGAAGUUCUACAUUCCAAAGCAAAUUAUCACCACAACAGUGAAAAUAUUCUCAAAAUGAAUCUGACAGCGCCAAUUAAAACAAAGACUUAUCUUUUAAAAAGAAACACUGAUAAGCUAUUUAUUGCCUCUCAUUUUGUUGUACUGGUAUACCUAAUUUUAUGACUGUAGAGAAAAAAAACCCAUCUCCAUCUCAGCAUGUAUACAUUGAGUUUGCAAGAGAAGAAAUCACAUGUCACAUGAUGUUCUUCAUGUGCUCACCAUUCUGUUUGGAAAGCUGCUGAAGUCCCUCACCAUCACUUGUCUGAGCAUGUCAGGGUCCGCCACGACCACCACUGGUCUCCUUCCCAAAUAAUACCUAAAACACAGUGAGCAAAAUGUGGUGUCUCGAACACUGAACUCCGAUUUACUGUACGUGAGAGACGAUGCUGGACAAAAUGUUUUGUAACUACCCGCAAACUCGACCAUAUGUCUUUAUGAGUUCGGACACAGGCUGGAAAAAACCCUGAAAUGAUGGAACAAAAGCGAUUAUAAGAGUUGCAUGCAAACACCACCCAUUGACCUCAAAUAUAAUAAUAUAAAUAAAUAAAUUAUAUAUAAAAUAUAUAAAACAUCCACACUAAUUUAGUUUGAUACUCUAAAUAAAUAAAAUAAAUAAAUAAACUUGACUUAAAUUAUCCAUAAGUGUCAAUAUUAUGCUUGGAUAUAAAAAUGGGGAAAGUGGAUGGAUGACAGUAUGCCUACUUCUACAUUUUGUUGUAUUCUCAGUUUUACCAUCCAUCCAAAUCCUUGAGGAGUUGCUCUAAAAAUGUUUCUGUACCUGACGAAACAGGAAAAGAUUGCCGAAGAAGGGAACUGGUUUUGGAUGUUUGAUUCCACAUUGACUGAGGACUGAGAAGGGGUAAACUGAAUACCUGUGGGGGAAAAUACAAAAA
Molecule: messenger RNA, 4679 nt
Organism: Syngnathus typhle (broad-nosed pipefish)
Lineage: Eukaryota; Metazoa; Chordata; Actinopteri; Syngnathiformes; Syngnathidae
Gene: parp12a
Product: poly (ADP-ribose) polymerase family, member 12a
Exons: 11
Coding region: 97-1917 (606 amino acids)
Molecular function (GO): NAD+ poly-ADP-ribosyltransferase activity; metal ion binding
Source: RefSeq, a predicted model, not a curated record